CACAACAAUGUUUGUUGUAGGGACGGUGAGAGCAACGGCAAUGAUACCAUGGGUCCCAUGGACACCAGUCCAAUUCCGUCACGACCGCGAAACAACAUUUGCGAGAAAACGGCGAAGAACAACAAAGACAAUCGAGAUGAAGACAUCGGUAUCCCACAUAUCGUAGGACAGCUUAAUAAUGACCUAUACGCCAUCCCCGUUAAACGUAAAGCGCAAAAGUCGCCAGAAGAAAUCGAAUCGAUCUUCCCGGACAAAGAAAGGAGCGACGAAACCGAUUUACCUCCAGGAUGGGAAAAACACGAAGACAAUGACGGUCCAUAUUACUGGCACAUAAAAAGUGGAACAAUCCAACGUGAGGUGCCAUUAAUACCGGGAACGGAAAAACUGGACACAAAAAAUAGUUUUAGUAAAGAAACGGACAAUAUAAUAUCUAAAUUUGAAACUAGCAUGAUUACAUCUGUUACACGAAGUAGUACGAGUUCAGCGUUAGAUUUAGAAUCGGACGAUAGGAAAAGAAAAGAGGAAUUGGCAUUUAAACGUAGGAGUUACCCCGCACGGCCGGAGCCCGAAUCAAAAGAACGACCAAUUAGAUUUGCUGUUAGAUCUUUGGGCUGGGUCGAAAUUGCGGAGGAAGAUCUAACUCCUGAAAGAAGCAGCAAGGCGGUCAAUAAGUGUAUCGUCGAUCUUUCACUGGGAAGAAAUGAUCUCUUGGACGUUGUCGGGAGAUGGGGCGAUGGCAAGGAUCUUUUUAUGGAUCUCGACGAAGGAGCUUUAAAAUUAAUAGAUCCAGAAAAUUUGACAGUCCUAAACACGCAACCGAUUCAUACCAUUAGGGUGUGGGGAGUUGGAAGGGAUAAUGGCAGGGAGAGGGAUUUUGCGUAUGUGGCGAGAGACCGUAGUACACGAAAACAUAUGUGCCAUGUGUUCAGAUGCGAUAUGCGCCGUACGAUCGCUAAUACUCUUAGAGAUAUCUGUAAAAAAAUUAUGAUCGAACGUAGUUUACAACAAAACCUAGCGAAACCGAUAGAUAUUAAUGGAAGAGGUUUAGCAACGAGGCCUACGAACCUUCCCACUGAACAUAGGCGAUCAAAUAGGAACGGACAAACUUUAAUAACUCAAUCGUUUCCUACUCCAAUGGAAGAACCUAAAAAAGUACUGCGGGCUCAGUACUUAGGCAAUACUCAGGUGACGCAAGCGACGGGAAUGGAAAUACUCAAUGAAGCAAUCGAUAGGAUGGUAUCGUUAGUUCCACAAGAAGAAUGGCAGUCGGUUAAUGUUGCCGUUGCACCUUCCAUGAUUUCUAUUCAGCAACCAAACGAUGAUAAAUUAAUAACCGAAUGCCGGGUUCGAUAUCUGUCAUUCUUAGGAAUUGGUAAAAAUGUUAAACAGUGCGCAUUUAUUAUGCACACCGCGCAAGACAUUUUUAUGGCUCAUGUGUUUCACUGCGAACCAUCCUCAGGUGCUCUAUGUAAAACAGUUGAAGCUGCUUGUAAGUUACGGUACCAGAAGUGUUUGGACGCCCACCCUCAAAGUUUAGAUAGAAGUCAAUCAAAUAUUCAAACGCCAGGUAAAAGCUUCGGUGCAACAUUAAAAUCGAUAGUCGGAUCACUUACAGGGCGAAAAGGCAGAAGUACAGAAUCCUGAGAUGAGGCCCAGUCUCUGCAGGAUUUAUGGCCGUUGCCUGCGGAGCGCGAAAUAAUCAGACAUAGACAUUUACAGUCUCCUCUAACCCUUAAGUAUUUCAGCCUUCCUUCCGCUGAAGUACGAUCGUUGCUCUCUCCGACGCUUGAUGCUAGACGUUUAUAUCUUGCUCGUUGGGAAUCAUCUAGUUAGACAAUUUGUAAUAAUUAAACGAUCAUACUGAAGCUAAUGAAUAUUCCUUGUAUGCGACCUCAAGUCUAACAUUUCCAUGUAGAGCACAGUUUUAUCAAAAUUUUAUUUUUGGACUUCUUGAAACAAUCUAUAGUAACAUCUUGUAGUUAUCCAUUAAACUUUGGUGUUUCAACAUUUUGUCUUCUGUUUAGAAAUUAGUUAAGUCCGAUUACGGAUAAGUAAUUGUAUUCACUUGUAGUAUAUCAAAUUAUAACUGGACGAAAAUUUGUUGUGUUGUAAAAUGGAGUAAUGAUACAUUUAUAGGCAAUAGAAUUAAUAAAAUGUGCUUCAAGAAGCUUACACUGAUUUGUCACGAGUAUUUUGUAUUGUGAUACGAAAUUUUUCUAGUAUUUCCGCAGAUCAUGUUUUUUAAACGUUGAUGUUAAACAUACAUUGUAAAUAGUCUACAGCUGUUAAGACUGCUUAAUUAUAUUAAUAUGACAGAGAUACAAAAUUUUCUUUUUGGAAAAAGAAAAUGUGCUUUAUUGUUUAGAUCUAAGAAUAAUGUCAAAACACCAGCUUUUUUCGGCUAUGCUGUUACCAUUGCACCGAGCAUGCUACACAGUGGUUUGCAGACCAAUUUUAAAUUAAACUUUAUUGUACAUACAUUCUCGUCUAAUUUUAUAAAUAUGUUCGUGAGUGUAAUCGCGUAAAAAUUGUUUAUAGUUGGACUUUUCACAUGUAUGAGUGCAAAUGUUAGUCCGGGAGAAUUUCACUUGUGCAAAAAAAAACAUUCGCUUGGUACAUUUUCAUGUAGGUGGGAACUUCUGAGAGACCAGGGUACUUGAACUUCAAUAUUCCAUCACAAUACAUUCAAGACUAAUUCACCCUUCGGUCAGAAAUAGUAAGAUGUCUCCAUCUACUUGGCUGUCUAGUAAUUACGAACUUUUUCUAGAUCACAAACUGACAACAGUAACAUUUUAAGGUUUAAUUUUCCUAGACUAAUCGGCCGAUUAUAAUUUGCCUCAUUAACACGAUAAUGCAAUUGUACUUAAGUGUUUAUAUAGGAAAAAAAACAACGGGAGGACAAUAUGAGAAUUUAAAAAUAAACUGGACUAUCAAAAAGAAAUUUAAAUAGUUGAAUGCGGUUAUGAGAGAAAGUUGCACAUUUAAGAAAAUUUCUUAUAUUUUUACGUAUUGAAUGUUUGCUUACGAUUGUAGAUUACAAAUCUCUUGAAGGGAGGCAGUUCCGUUGAUAGACUCGCACUGAUUACUUGUGCAUUUCUACUUCACGUAAGGCUGCACUUUGAUUGCGGCGGGUGUUAUAUGAUAGAUUCUUUAUUAAAUAUGUUGUGAUGUCUGUGCAGCUUUGUUUGCAAUUUAACUUUGCAAGUAAACUGCAUACUUUGCAAUUAAAAUACUGUAAAUAUGCCUUUCAUGUAUGUACUGUAAGUUUUAAAGUAAAUGACGUCAAAUAUAUUUCUUUGUUGAAAACAACAAUAAAAACAAUAUGAAUACAAGACGUAAGUGUCUCCUAUGUUAAAACUUAGUUACCUUUUCUCUUGCCUCAGUGUCUGUAUUUAUGGAGGAAUCGAAACUCUUAUUUAUGUUACACUUCGAUAAGUCACUCAUUUCUGUAAAUUGGUAUUUUUAUAAGACUUAGUGUACUUAGUGAUAUAAUUGUGCAAAAUUUUAAAGUCACUAUUGAUGUAGUGUGCAGGCAAUUGCGAUCGUUUUCUUUGUUGCAGAUUUAAUGCUGAUUAGUUCACGAGGUAACUAAAUUUGCAGGUGCAACCUUUAUUAUUCUGCCACUGGUUACUAUCAAGGCUUGCAGAUCUACUUUGUUACAAAAUUGCCUAAAUAAAGUGCAUAAUCAUUUA
This is a messenger RNA of Photinus pyralis (common eastern firefly), 3692 nucleotides long. Its product is annotated as protein Fe65 homolog. Gene Ontology annotation, cellular component: cytoplasm; nucleus. Gene Ontology annotation, biological process: regulation of DNA-templated transcription. Gene Ontology annotation, molecular function: transcription factor binding; amyloid-beta binding. Lineage: Eukaryota; Metazoa; Arthropoda; Insecta; Coleoptera; Lampyridae. The record is from RefSeq and is a predicted model, not a curated record.